Melanotaenia boesemani (Boeseman's rainbowfish) is the source of this 4883-nucleotide messenger RNA. Its product is annotated as kelch-like protein 28. NCBI's taxonomy places the organism in Eukaryota, Metazoa, Chordata, Actinopteri, Atheriniformes, Melanotaeniidae. The record is from RefSeq and is a predicted model, not a curated record. The transcript has 6 exons. Gene Ontology annotation, molecular function: protein binding. The coding region runs from base 138 to 1853 and encodes 571 amino acids.
UUUAGCUUUAUGGCUAGGUUGGUUGGCUGUCGGUUGUUUUCGUGGUAGCUGCCCGGGGUUCCCACUUGUCGCCACUGAACUCCGUCAGUGCACAAUUGGACAUAACAGUGGUACACUAGCCGGACCACAAAUUACAGAUGGACCAGAAGGACCAGUCCUAUAUGUUUGCAAGUCUAACACGGCCUCACUCAGAGCAGCUGCUGCAAGGCCUCCAGCUCUUGCGGCAGGAUCAUGAACUAUGUGACAUUGUCCUGCGUGUGGGUGAUGUCAAGAUCCAUGCCCACAAAGUAGUGUUGGCCAGCAUCAGUCCUUACUUCAAGGCCAUGUUUACGGGUAACCUUUCAGAGAAGGAGACCUCUGAGGUGGAAUUCCAGUGCAUUAAUGAGACUGCCUUGCAGGCUAUUGUGGAAUAUGCUUACACUGGCACAGUAUUUAUCUCCCAGGAAACAGUGGAAUCUCUGCUACCGGCUGCCAAUUUACUCCAGGUUAAGCUUGUACUUAAGGAGUGUUGCAGCUUCUUAGAAAGCCAGCUUGAUGCUGGAAACUGUAUAGGCAUCUCCCGCUUUGCAGAGACAUAUGGCUGCCAUGACCUGUGCCUAGCUGCAACAAAGUUUAUCUGUGAAAACUUUGAGGAGGUUUGUCAGACAGAAGAGUUUUUUGAAUUGACAAGAGCUGAGUUGGAUGAAAUUGUGUCCAAUGACUGCCUCAAGGUAAUCACAGAGGAGACUGUAUUUUACGCCCUGGAAUCAUGGAUUAAAUAUGAUGUUACUGAGAGACAGCAGCAUCUUGCUCAGUUGCUGCACUGUGUUCGCCUUCCACUUCUCAGCGUCAAAUUCCUGACUCGCCUAUAUGAAGCAAACCACCUUAUACGAGACGACCAUGCAUGCAAGCACCUCCUCAACGAAGCCCUGAAAUAUCAUUUUAUGCCCGAACACCGGCUGUCCUAUCAGACUGUGUUGUCAGCACGACCCAGAUGUGCCCCAAAGGUGUUGCUUGCAGUUGGAGGCAAGGCUGGUCUGUUUGCUACAUUGGAAAGCAUGGAAAUGUAUUUCCCUCAGACAGAUUCAUGGAUAGGACUGGCCCCACUUAGUGUUCCCCGGUAUGAGUUUGGAGUUGCAGUGCUAAAUCACAAGGUAUAUGUGGUGGGAGGGAUCGCCACACACAUGAGACAAGGCAUCAGCUAUCGGAGACAUGAGAGCACAGUUGAGAGCUGGGACCCCGAAAGCAACACAUGGUCCUCAGUGGAACGUAUGGCUGAGUGUCGCAGCACGCUUGGGGUGGUGGUUCUGACUGGAGAACUGUACGCCCUGGGAGGUUACGAUGGCCAAUAUUACCUUCAGUCUGUGGAGAAAUAUGUCCCUAAGCUAAAGGAAUGGCAACCUGUGGCACCCAUGACAAAAUCACGCAGUUGCUUUGCUACUGCUGUGUUGGACGGCAUGAUCUAUGCUAUUGGAGGCUAUGGCCCAGCACACAUGAAUAGUGUGGAGCGGUAUGACCCUAGCAAGGAUGCCUGGGAAAUGGUAGCCCCCAUGGCAGACAAGAGGAUCAACUUUGGAGUAGGCGUCAUGCUCGGCUUCAUAUUUGUGGUGGGAGGACACAACGGAGUGUCCCACUUGUCCAGCAUUGAGCGGUAUGAUCCGCAUCAGAACCAGUGGACAGCCUGCAGGCCAAUGAAUGAACCACGAACUGGUGUGGGCUCUGCCAUUGUGGACAACUACCUCUACGUGGUCGGAGGCCACUCUGGGUCUUCUUACCUGAACACUGUCCAACGCUACGACCCCAUCUCGGACAGCUGGUUGGACUCAAGUGGCAUGAUGUACUGUCGCUGUAACUUUGGUCUGACUGCUCUUUGACCCAUGGCCCAGCCAGCUAGGACCCAAACAACUUAGACACAAAUACUUUUUUUUUUUAGUCUCCUCCUCUUUCUCCACAUUCAUCCUCCAGGUGCAGGUGAGCUUAGCUGCACACCUACAAGAACAUCUGAAAGCUUGCUGGGUGGAUGGAUGUGUGGGGCUAGCUGGCUGACUAGAGGAAAACCACAGUCAUGACUGAAGAGAUGAGUAAGAGCAUUAAGGUCUUGUGGACAAGAAAGAAAGAUAAUUGGAUGGCUAUCGGCAUAAGCACGUGGAGAUAACUGCUCCUCUGCUGCUGGGACCCAGUGAGGACUCUGAUCCGUGUCCCAGAGGAUUGUGAAAAAAAUCUGGUUGCUUCAAAAUUCUAAAUUGGCAGACAUUUUUGUUCUCCAUAUUAAGUUUGAAAGAAAGUUGUUGUUUUUUUUUCCCUGCUGCAAUCAGAAUUUUGUAACCAUUGCAGUUUGCUUGUGUUUUUGAGUAUGUGUUUGUUGAUUGUGUAGUGUGUAUGUCUGUGUGUGUGUGUGUGUGUGUGUGUGCUUGAGAGCUUACGUGCAUGUCAGAUAGGACUGUUUGUUUUUAUGUCUGCGUGCACAAUUGAUGUUCUUGCUCAGUGACGCAGAGUUCUGCAUCCAAAUCAGUGCUUCACAAAAAAAAAGAGCAAAGUUGGAGUCUUUAUAUUUUCCUCAAAGGGCUGCCUUUCUUGUGUAAAUAGUUUAAAUGAAAUAUAUAGAUAUAAAUAUAUCCUCUAGUGCAUUGCCUGUAAAUGUUUAUCUGCACUGGGUCACUAAUGGCUUCGCAAAUGCGAGUAGUUUGAUUCCCAGGGUCACUCUAGAUCCCUGAGUGUGUUUGCCACUUGUCUCUGCUUCAUCCUCAGAGCCAUUAAAAAUCCUGUGCUUCAGUUUUUGUUACAUCUCUCUUAGGUCGGAUCAUGCACUUGCUACUUUUCAGUUCAAAUCGACCUGUUACCUUUUGGUCUGUACACAAUACUAACUGGUGCUAUAUUUAGGAUUCAGGAUUCAGCUGUUUGUGUUGCCUCACUCCCGUCUGGUCAACCUCUGCUUAGCCUCUGCUACAUAAAUCCAUUAAAUGUUGUUUUUUGUGCAUUAUAAAUGCAUAGCGUCUAAAUAGCCCCUCACCAUGCAAUAAAAAGAGAUUUCUAUUAAAAGGAAAAGAUGGUAGUUGCACAACCACAAAUCUUUCUUCUGUUUACCAAAAAUGCAGAAGAUUUGGGCCUAAUUAAUUUUUUUUCUUCCUUUUUUUAAUAAAAACUCUCAAGAUUUAUAGAAACAAUACCCAAUGAUUGCACAUUACCCUCAUGUGUUCAGAUCUUACUUGCAGGUUUGAGGUGUCUUGAGGUCCAUGUCUUGACGUUAAGUGCCAACAUUAUUUAUUUGUUUAAAAAUCUGUUUUCAUCUUAGCAUUGCAACAUCCUUUGUGUGCCGCAAUGAAAACACUUGUCUGGGUUGCUAAUGUAUAAGCAUUACAUUCUUCCAAUUAGUCAUAUGGACAUGGAAGAUAAAGCUCCAAGGGCUGUGCAGGCCAACUCAGGCCAAGUUGCAGCUGUCAUCAGUCCUGUCUUCACAGAAAAAUCAGAGUGCCCCCCUGGGUGGGUGUGUGUGUGAUUCCACGGUUGCUGAGGGUGUCACUGUGCAGCCUUUGGCUUGCCUGCUAACACAUCAAGCACUGCGCAGCAAUAGCAGGGGCUCUUGACCAGGAGGAGGUUAGGUGUGGUGUGUUUAGCUGAGUCGUCAUUCAAGUCUUGGUUUGAGUUGCUUUGUGCACUCGUGCUUGCACAUGUGGAAACUAACAAAGCUCUGCAUUGCACUUAAACUGUUUUCACACAUUGUUAAAUGUUUAUAUGUUUUUGAGUUAAGCUAAUGGCGUUUAGAUGAUGCAAUAAGACCUCUGUUACGUCUAUGAAUGAACAUGUUUUGUGUUUGUCUCUUCAAAAAGCCAAGGGAUCUCAUAUUGCUGUAAGAGAACCCCCUCCCCCCACAUGACAUGCAGGCUGGUAAUGUAGACAUCUAAUAAAACAACAAAUGGUACCAUUAACCUCACUCAACCUAUCAGACAUCCUGUAUGGUCUUUUUCUUGUUCUCAUGCAAGUUCAUUUGUAUAUUGUUUGUUUAUUAAUGGCCAAAUUAGAGGUUAGCACUUUUAAAACUGUUCAGCUGUUACCACAUAAGAAGUCUUGUUAACACUACACAGAUGUACCCUUUUACUUUUCCCCAACCUCCGAUGUUGGAGAACCUAAAUGACAUUUGCCUUGCAAAUUGGUAAGGAUAGUCACUGGUGAGGCUCAAGGUUUGUUUUCAGUUUGAAUUCUGGUUUGUUGAAAUGCAAAAGUAACCCACAUUUCUGCAAAUGUGUAAUUUAAAAACAUGAUUGUUUUUGUAUUGUUUGUCAUGUUCUGUAACCCCAUUUGUAAUAUUAAUGUAAUAUUUAGUUUAGUAACUUUAGAACAGCACAAAUCACGCGGGCGUAACUAAGUGCUGCUGCCAUGAUUCAUCUAGCAUUAAUAUUAUGUGUAUUGAUUUUUUUUUUUUGUUUUUGGUGUAUAUUAACUACUAAGUCAUUGUGCUUUGGAGAAAAACUGACAAAUCUGCAAAAAGAAUGGAUGUUUGAGUUUGUUUUUUUUUUUUUAGUUAAAGCCUAACUGUCAUGUUUUGUCACCACUCUCACCAAAGUGCUUGUACAAAGAAAGCAGAGGGAUGACUUAACAGCUGGUCUGCAGUGGGCUGUCACUCUUAAAUUUUGUGUUGAGAGAAACUCGUGUGAAACUGAUGUCAAUGUUAGCCAAAAUGACCACUCUUCUUUUACAUUUUCCAUUGUAUGUCUGAAGUAUGGUGAUUAUCUUGAAUUUUAUAUCCUGUGGACUAAUGCUGGAAGUACAAGAUAACAUGGGUGUAAAAAAAAAUUGUAGCUUUUCACAUUUUAUCACAUUUGAUUGAAGACAUUUUACAUACAUUUUAGUCAGUUUGUGUGGUGCCGUGGUACCCAGUUUGAAAUAAAUGCCUGCCUUAAAAGGUA